Messenger RNA from Trachemys scripta elegans, 1431 nucleotides. It is a transcript of the gene LGALS3, whose product is annotated as galectin 3. Bases 487 to 1302 code for a protein of 271 amino acids. Lineage: Eukaryota; Metazoa; Chordata; Testudines; Emydidae. The transcript has 6 exons. Gene Ontology annotation, biological process: negative regulation of endocytosis; positive regulation of calcium ion import; monocyte chemotaxis. Gene Ontology annotation, molecular function: laminin binding; carbohydrate binding; IgE binding. Gene Ontology annotation, cellular component: immunological synapse; nucleus. The record is from RefSeq and is a predicted model, not a curated record.
GAGGAGAGCUGGGGCAGGAGCCCAGCGUGGUGUCUACACGCGCGCCCUAGCCCUGGCCAGCGCUGUAACCCCAGCACCCCGGGAACACGCCGCUUGGUGCACGGGCAGGAGCCAGAUCGCCGCCGUUCAGGGCGCGAGUGGCUCGUGUGGACAAGGUUCAGCUUUCUCAGCCCGUCCUGCUCUGCUGCUCCUGCGGUGGGUGACGGGUCCCCCCUUUUCCUGCCCCGGCAGAGAGCUGCAGGCAGGGGGCGGCGAUCCGUCCCGACGGGGCAGCCGCUUUCCCGCACCGAGCUGGUGGCUUCGCCCUCCCACCUGCCCGCAGGGAGGCUCCACAAAUUCCCCACGGUCCAGCAGCUCUCGCUGGCCCCGGCUCCGGUUCUUCCAGCGGUUGCCGGGCAGAAUCCGAUCCGGUUCGGCGGCCGCUGGGCGGAGCCGGGCCGCCCCUGCUCCCCGAGCCGCCCGCGGUCCGCAGCAGCCGGCAGGAAAAUGGCAGACGGUUUUUCUUUAUCUGAUGCUUUAGCUGGAGCCGGUAACACAAACCCAAAUGCUCCUCCAAACCAAGGCUGGCCUGCUGGUCCCUGGGGAAAUCAACCUGCUGGUCCGGGGGCGUAUCCUGGAGCGCCGGGGGCGUAUCCUGGAGCGCCAGGGGCGUAUCCUGGAGCGCCGGGAGCCUAUCCUGGAGCACCGGGGGCAUAUCCUGGAGCGCCGGGAGCCUAUCCUGGAGCCUAUCCUGGAGCGCCGGGAGCCUAUCCUGGAGCGCCGGGGGCCUAUCCUGGAGCACCACCUGCCCCUGGACAACCAAGUGGACCUGGAGCACCUCCUACUGCACCACAAGUUGGACCUGGAUUUGGAUUUGUCCCUCAGCCAGGGGGACCUACUGCUCCACUGAGAGUCCCCUUUGACCUGCCCUUGCAGACCGGCCUCGUGCCUCGCUUCUUGAUAACCAUCGUGGGGACAGUGAAUCCAAACCCCAGCAGAUUUUCACUGGAUUUCAAGAAAGGGCAUGACGUCGCCUUCCACUUCAAUCCCCGCUUCAACGAGGACAACAGACAAGUCAUUGUCUGUAAUUCACUGAUUCAGAAUAACUGGGGAAAGGAGGAGAGAACCGCUCCCAGGUUUCCAUUUGAAGCUGGCAAACCUUUUAAGAUCCACGUUCUGUGCGAGACGGAUCAUUUCAAGGUAGCUGUCAAUGAUGCUCACUUGCUGCAGUUCAACUACCGGCUGAAGAACCUGAAUGAAAUCACCAAACUCAGCAUUGCUGGGGACAUCUCUCUCACCAGUGUUACACCUGCUAUGAUAUGAGUGGGGUUUUUACACCAAGAAACAUACUCCGGUCAUUUCUUGAAUAGCAGUUAUCCUUUAAAAAAAAUAAAAAUUGCUGGCUUCAUUUAUCCUUUGUACGAUAAACUUAAUAAAAUACUUGUACUAGAA